Messenger RNA from Protopolystoma xenopodis, 315 nucleotides. The record is from the annotation of a GenBank genome assembly. NCBI's taxonomy places the organism in Eukaryota, Metazoa, Platyhelminthes, Monogenea, Polystomatidea, Polystomatidae.
AUGGUGACGCUGCUUCCGAGCUUGCUUCAGCAACACCUUAGCAACGCAACUGUUGUCAACCCUUCAGCACUCGCCUCUGAUGCUCAUAAAGUCUGUGAAAAGGUCUUUUUGCAGCUAACUGAUGAUUUGACCUGCACUGAGAUAGCUCGUUUGACGCCAGGAUAUGAAGUGGGUGAUCUCAUUCGACUCUUGGAGCACCUUCGUGCGGCUGCUUUAUCACGCCAAGACAAGGAAGAAUUGAAUAACAUUGCAUUAGGACUCACUGUUGAAGCUACCUCGAGCAGGGAAUUCAGUGUAAGGGUAUUGCAGAUUUAA